Messenger RNA from Amphibalanus amphitrite, 597 nucleotides. Its product is annotated as C-type lectin domain family 4 member M-like. The coding region runs from base 1 to 597 and encodes 198 amino acids. The transcript is spliced from 3 exons. The record is from RefSeq and is a predicted model, not a curated record. NCBI's taxonomy places the organism in Eukaryota, Metazoa, Arthropoda, Thecostraca, Balanomorpha, Balanidae.
AUGCAACAUGACAAAUGUGAAGCCCUGUCAUCAGGAGAGUGCACCGGCUUCAUCUACGGGCCCGAUGACGGCACGUGCCGGCUGUUCUCUGGCGACUGCCGCGGUCCGGCCGUUGUCAGCUCUCAACAUACCACUGAACGCUACAUGGCUCGUGAUACGUGUCCUGGUGUUGUAUCGGACCGGUGCGCCUGUCCGGCCGGCUUCAGCCGCUGUGCCGGCCGCUGUCUGAAGCGACUGGACCACAAAGUCAACUACACCGAGGCGGAGAGCCAGUGCGCCGCGCUGGGCGCCCACCUGGCCGUGCCCCGCUCCAACGAGGAGAACCAGUGCGCCAUGGACGCCACCCUAGGAACUAAUCUCUGGCUGGGCAUCACCGACGUCGUCACCGAGGGCCAGUUCGUCGGCGCCGACGGCUGUGGCACCGUGUCGUCCUCGAGUCCCUACUGGGCCAACGGACAGCCCAACAACCUCAACGAUCAGGAUUAUGGGCUUCUGGCUGUUGAGUGGCCAGCUAACGGCUGGCAUGAUGUGCCAGCGCAUGCGCAGCAUCGCCCAUUCUGUCAGCUGCUAGCCUGUUAUCAGCACGGCUGCCAGUGA